Messenger RNA from Frankliniella occidentalis (western flower thrips), 5006 nucleotides. RefSeq names its product casein kinase I. The transcript has 11 exons. The record is from RefSeq and is a predicted model, not a curated record. Bases 169 to 1374 code for a protein of 401 amino acids. NCBI's taxonomy places the organism in Eukaryota, Metazoa, Arthropoda, Insecta, Thysanoptera, Thripidae. Gene Ontology annotation, biological process: signal transduction; endocytosis; peptidyl-serine phosphorylation. Gene Ontology annotation, molecular function: protein serine/threonine kinase activity; ATP binding. Gene Ontology annotation, cellular component: cytoplasm; nucleus.
CUAGGUGUGUCUCAGGCUGUGUCAUUGAAAAUUAAAUUGAUCCUCAACAUGAAAUAUCGCAGCAAUCCUUGCAAAUGGUGUAAUUCCAUUCUCUGUUCAUGAAGUGGCGGAAAAAGUGAAGUUUGAAGUUUCUCCCAGCGAUUGUAGUUUUUCGUCAGAGCCCCAGAAAUGGAGCUCCGCGUUGGAAACAAGUAUAGGCUAGGUCGGAAAAUUGGAAGUGGGUCCUUCGGUGACAUUUAUUUGGGCACUAAUAUUUGUACAGGUCAAGAAGUAGCUAUAAAACUAGAAUGCAUCAAGACACGGCAUCCACAACUUCAUAUAGAGUCCAAGUUCUACAAAAUGAUGCAAGGAGCAGUGGGAAUCCCUAUCAUAAAAUGGUGUGGCUCAGAAGGCGACUACAAUGUAAUGGUAAUGGAGCUCCUAGGACCUUCACUGGAAGAUCUAUUUAACUUCUGUUCUCGACGCUUCACAUUAAAGACUGUUCUCCUCCUAGCGGACCAGCUUAUCAGUCGGAUAGACUACAUACAUAGUCGUAACUUCAUUCAUCGAGACAUCAAACCUGAUAAUUUCUUGAUGGGCUUGGGGAAAAAAGGGAACAUGGUGUAUAUUAUAGACUUUGGUCUAGCCAAAAAAUUCCGGGAUGGCCGCACACAUCAACACAUUCUUUACCGGGAAAAUAAGAAUCUUACUGGUACCGCCAGAUAUGCCAGCAUCAACACUCAUCUUGGCAUAGAACAAAGUAGGAGAGAUGACUUGGAAUCAUUGGGUUAUGUACUCAUGUACUUUAAUAGAGGUUCACUCCCAUGGCAAGGGUUGAAAGCAGCCACCAAGAGGCAAAAAUAUGAAAGAAUUAGUGAGAAGAAAAUGUCAACAUCUAUUGAAGAACUUUGCAAAGGGUUUCCAGUUGAAUUUCCCUCAUAUUUAAAUUACUGCCGGGCACUCCGGUUUGAGGAAAGACCAGAUUAUUCCUAUCUUCGCCAACUCUUCCGAACUCUGUUCCAUCGCCAAGGUUUCACCUAUGACUAUGUAUUUGAUUGGAACUUGCUCAAAUUUGGUGCUUCAAGACAUGGUAAUUCUGAAGAGCAGCGAGAGCGGAGGACACAACAAAGAACUGCGCCUGCUGGAGCUGCAGCAUCAGGAGCUACUGCUGGACGGGGUAGGUCAAACUUUGAAAUGGUAAAUACCAAUGCAGGACCAACCCCACCUGUAACCACUGCCAGUCCUACAACAGCCUCUCCCAGGUUUCGAGGUGCCACAGGCGAAAUUCAAGAGCGGAGAGUAAGCAUGCGCUUGCAUAGAGGUGCAGUUGCUGCAAGCAACCCUAGCAAUGACCUUUCAACACCUAGAGGACAGGAACCAAAACCAUCAAAAUAGCUCAGGAUGGUGAAUGCAGCUCUUUCCCUCAAUGUUGUUUUUUUUUAUUAUUAUUUUUGCGCUACUCAAAGACUACAAAACCAUUAUUUUAGUGCUUUUAAUUUUUUAAUGAAUCAAGAGAUUUUUUCUCUUUCUAUCAAUCUAGAUUUGAAGAAGGCUUUUAAAAUAAGUUGUAUAUUUACAAUUUGUUCUGGGUGAACUUCUAAUGGAGCCGUCCAUUGUUUGUUUUAAAAGUUCGAAUGGAGUGCAAAUGGCGCCGCCUGUUUCAAGUCCGGGCACAGGACCAGCCCGUAGAGGCAGCAUUUCGAAGGAUAGCCUACGACAAAAUGGGAAGAAGUGAAAAGUGAAUAAAAGGGGUAUUGCUGUGAACUUUCUUCAGUCACCCCAUCAUACAAUCAUGUCAGAGUGACAUAGAUUCAUCUCUACUCCACUAAGUGAUUAAAUAAGGCAUUGUAGAGGAUGCCUUUAUUCCUCUGCAAUGAUUUGCAGUGGAAAGAUAUGAUUAUUUAAGUUACCGACUUAGUGUUCUCUGUUGUAAGUUAUAAACUUAACUUCUGGAGGACCUACAUCAAUUUUGUGAGCUGCUUUAGCUCCUGGUGCCUGCAGUACUGACUUUUACGUUCACUGUUGCACUCAACUGACAGAUGCGUUCUGAAAGCAAGAAUGGUGCAGUGUAUAGAAAGCAAGCCCAGUGGACAAAAUUUUAGCCCUUGUAUUUUGAUCGUCCUCUGUUUAUUUCCUUGGCUAAUUGGUGACUGGAUUGAUAUAAAAUUGAGAGGGAAUGGAAUGUUUAUUGUACAUUAUCAUUGUUUGUCUGUACAUGAGGCAAGCAAACACUGAAAUAUGUUAAGGUAAAUAACAGAGGACUCAGGUGACUGAAGCCUGAAGCAAGUAGUUUGUGUGUGGCUUAAUUUGCUGAAAGGCUCGCAAGUUUCUUAAACCUUUGAAAUAAAUUUUUUAUCUAAUCUCGUCUGGAUAUUCAGUGGUGCUUAUUAUGUGUGUUUCAAAUCCUUGUCAUUUGCAUAUCUGUCAUUCUAAAAGCCACUAUGAAGGUACAGUACCAUGCCAUCCCGUCAGUGAUAUCAAACCUCAUAAAGUAUGAGACAAUUAGGUAUUACUGAUGAGGUUUAUUAAAGUUCAGGCACAUUAGUGUAAAAAGAUAGGGUCAUGAUUCAUAUUAUGCCUGUGCAUAGCGGCUGCUGUACUUCCUCACUUUCUUUUAUUUUUAUGAUCUUUGAAUUGUCAUUUAGCUUGUUUUCUUUUAGGCUUAUUGUAAUGUGUGAGAUUUCACAGUGAGGAAACUUAAAGCUAAUUAGAAUUAGGAUGUGCCGAUUUCAUAUUAAGGUAAAACUCUUUAUUUCAAGUGACUGAAAUAUAGGGGAAAGCAGAAGACUAUAUUGUUCCCCACCUUUUAGUGACAUUUGCCGUUGAGUGUGGACAUACCUUAUUCCUUUUAAAUCCUAUCAUGUAUGUGCUAUGGUUAGAACUAGGUGAGGGGCUAGGCCUAGACCACUUUGGUUAUCCUAGUUAGGUGUAGCCACUUUCACUGCUGGCUGUUCCUAGGUUAAAUCUAAAAAUGCAGCAGAACUGAGGGAUUAAACAGUGCCAUUUUUCUUUUUAAUGGUUCUGUUGUAAAAGUGUAAUACAUUUUUUACCAUAACAAGAUUUGUUGAAGUGGUAUUUGCUGUUGCAUUUGACAAUGCAACAAGUGUUAGUGCAUCAACAGCUAAUGUCACUAAGCAUAUCUCUUGGGAUUAAAUGUCAUGUCAUACACCACUUCCAAGCUCUUCCACUCCCACCAAAAAAAAACAACGACAAAAACAAGCAGAAACAACAUCAAGAGAAAUACACACAUUGUUCACUCCCUCAAUUCUGUUGCAUUUUGAGGUUUAACUUAUCUGUCAGUUGCGCUCACCUUGCUGAACAUGCUAAUCCUAGAUUUAGCCAGCUUCCUAGCUCUAACCAUAACAUGGGGAUUUUAAGAGAACUGGCAGUAGUCUCAACUAAUUCCUCUCUCCUAUCCCCCCCCCUUUUUUUUCCCACUUUUUUUUGUGCAGAUUGUAAAACCUGUGAAUAUCCCCAUCUGACCAAUUCUUUUAAAAGUUUGUUCUGAAACAUUGCAGUAUCAGUGUUCCAAUUUGUAAAAAUAAUAUCCAACUCAUAUUCCCCGGCUGUGUCACUCUCAUGCACCUGCCUUUGAGUGAUUCCAAAUUUCACUUUUGUUAUUUACUUUGUGUACUGUUAUGUUUCUUUAGGCACUUUGAACAGUAAGAGAUAAUUUAGGUGUCUUUACCAUUUUCUUUUUUUUUAAAUUUAUUAAUUGGUUUUGGCCACAUUAAUGACAUCAUUAAUAUGUAUUUUAUUGCUACAUAAUAAUGAAGUUAUUUCCCAUUAUAUAUUAACAAGGCACAUUCGAGAGGUGUGUUCUGUGCUGUGCAUUUGGUGUAUUUGUUAUAUCUUACUAAGCUUGCAUUCAAUGUUUAUAAUGGACUGAUAAGAGAGCAUUGUAUGAAAUGCUUUAUCCUAGUUUUUGUACAGAGUUGUGAGAUGCGAAAUGUAAAGAAAGAUAAUUGUUUCUAAUAUUUGCACCACUAGCAUUGUAAAAUGCGUGGGUUCUCUUUAGUUAAUCAAAUUUACACACAUACAACUCAGAGAUGGUCAUGAUACUGUAUCUGUGCCAAACAAGUAUGUAACUGCCUCCUCACUCCUCUCCUUAAAACAAAAAGUGAUGUGGAAUCCUGUUCAAGUACAUGUCAUUACUUGUUUGCAACUAUUGCACUUUCAUAUCAAUCCCGUUUUCUUGAAAGAAUAUCUUGAUAAUUAUCAAGUAGGAGUAUUUCUAGCACUGUUCAAUUUUGUGUAUUUCUGGAAAAGUGACCUUUUAGGUAUUGGUGCUUCCUAGGUUGCGACAGUUAAAGGAAUGCCAGCGGGUUCUGAGUGACCUCUUGGUUGCAACAUUCAGAAAUAUUUUGUUUGUUCUUCAGAUAAGGUAGUGGGUGUAGCAGUAGCACCUAGCACUCCUUUAACUGGGCGCAUCCCUAAAUUGAUGAAAGUUGAUGCAUUCAACAGACCUCUUUGCCCUUCCUUACUGUUACAUUUCCUAAUCAAUAAGGGGAGGGGAUGGUGCUAGUGCUGACAAUUCUUGAUUUACUUCUAGAAGUAGGUGACCAAAACUGUUAACAUUUCUUUUCGGCUACACUUGUUUUUCUAAUUGUUCUUUCUUUACAAAGUGUACAUUGUUGUUUUUGCCGUGAUACAUUCAAACCUGGGAGUUGUUUAAGCUUGACAUUUUUGUUAAAUUAUUUCAGCCCUUUGAAGUAGUGUGUUGCGAUUCAUUUACUUAUUAAUCUGAACAGACUUCAAAUUCUCAUACCAAUACACAGUUAGUUUGUGCUAAGUGGCACUUCAUCAUCAUGUAUGCCAGUGUGAUAGCAGGCAUUAUGUUAGGCCAACAUUCUGUAGAGCUUUCUGUAUUUUCACCUUUUUUAUCAGUUAUUUUGUAUUGUAUGAGUGUGGGCCCAAAGGUGUUAUGUUGGACAUAACAUUAUCUUUCACACUGUUUUGUUAUCAUCUCUGUAUUUGAGUAAGUGAAAAAUAUUUAGUUGUUCUCAUUAAAACAGUCAGACAUGGAA